AAAUGACCUCCGGAUGACCGCGACUGUCCAGUUGUAGCCCAGAUGGCGGCAGAAGGGUUAACCGCCCAGCCGUUGAACCCGCAGGACGGCUUCAACUGGGUCUUCCUGGUCGAAUUGCUAGUCUGUGGUAUUCUGUCCAUCUUCUUCCUCUUCUACUUCAAUCGAGUGUUCGGGACUCUCGUGUCAUACGCAAUCCGAGCCUACACCUGGCACACGUACCAAGCCUAUAUCGACAUUCAAGCGUUGCAAAUAUCGCUGCUCGGAGGCCGCAUCUUCUUCAAAGACAUCCGAUAUCAUGCCCAGAAUGAAACCAUACUUGUCCACGGGGGCUACAUAACAUGGCAAUACUGGCUCCGCAAAGUCAAGGACGCGGAGAUAUUUGCUCAAGAGGAGCUAGAUUCACGCCCAGAAGGGGGUUCAGAUACUUCAAGCAGUGAUGGAGGCCGCCGACGCAAUAGACACAGAGACUUCGAUGAGGAAGCAAAAGGAGCGCCCCAGAAAAAGAAGUCGCUUCCGUCUCGGAUCACGAUCAAGGUUUCUGGAGUGGAGGUCUUCAUGUAUAAUCGAAGCUCAGGUUACGAUGGAAUUGUUGAAGCUAUUCUCAGGAACCAGGACGACGGGUCCGAUGGGAGCGCGUCUUCCAACUUCGAACGAUCCAGGUCUGGCGCUUCCGCGAAUCAGAAACACAAGCAUGAAGUCAACCUCGUCAAUCGGAUCAAGAAAACUCAUACCAGUGAGAGCACGGAGCCAGAUGCCCCCGGAAACUCUGAUGAAGCGCAUGCAAACACGGUUCAGUGCAAGAAAGAGGAAUUACCUGCUUUCUUGCGGCUGCUCCCCGUCCAUAUUGACUGCAACAAGGGCGCCAUUGUGAUUGGUAAUGAAUUCACUCCGGCAGUAAUCACCGCGCAGUUCGAGAAGGCAUCUGGAGACUUUGAUGCUGCAGCAUCUGGCCCGCUCGACAUGUACCAGCAACUAUUCAGCUUCCAAUUCACGCAUCCUGUUGUUCACAUGAGGCCUAAUCCGGAUUUCAAACGUUCGCAAUUAGAUAGCGCUGUCCAGUUGAAAAAGGAUGCCGAGGGAGAAGAGCCAAUUUCGAAAGAGGCGCAAAAGAGCAAAGUUUUUUGGAGCAGACGAAGGCCAUGGCAUACCUUGUGGAGCAUGCACAGCCUCUUCUCUAGAUCUUCCGACUCUAUCGAGCGGCCCUCGACACGUCAUGCGAAGAAGAAGAUGCAACCCCCAAUGCCACCCGAUAGCAAGCCGUGGAAAGGCUUAGCGAGAUAUCUCGACGAUAGUCAGCUCGAUGAGCAUGACGAAUGGGAGGCCAUAGAGUAUGCCAAGACGUCUUUAGUUCUCGAUUGUCCUUGCAUCAAUGUAAGCUUCUACUGGGAUGUGCCGGGACGCGUGUCUUCCGGUCUGGACGAUGGUUCCUCAACUUUGCCCUUCCGGAAAGGGGACAUCAAUGGUACGAUACCACCAGAAUACGGACUAGAUAUAGAAAUCUUCGGCGGCACGAUCAAUUACGGCCCAUGGACGGACAGGCACAGAGCUAUAUUUCAAUCAGUCUUCUUCCCAGCCUCGUAUGUUGAUGCUGUUCCGAGCUCUCUAUUGAAACCGGGGGAACUUCGAGUGUUUACGGUCUUCAAAGUCUACCUGAGCAUCGAGAAGGAUACUCUGUUGCGGAUUCCUCUGCGAGAACCAUCCAAGGACUGGAAAUGGAAGGGUACUGCAACGAACGUGGCAGGAAAUUCCAAAAAUGCAGCAGAGAAGGGGAAGUCGCGUGGGAAAGGAAGGCGAAAACCCGUCAGCGGAAAUAAGCGCGAACCUGGAGUACCAGCCCCGAGUCACCGACCUUUUGCGUGGCUCGAGAUCAAAAUCGCCGCCAACUCGACCGUCAACUACCUGAUGGAUUUCGUGGCCUCUGAGACGGGAUAUCAGAAUAACGUGUCCGUGGACAUACGAGGAACCGAAGUGUUUUCAAGCGUCAAUCAUGCUUUGCUGUGUAGAUCUAGUGCGUUAUCACUGGAUUGCGACCUAUCUGCGCCGCUUCGAUGGAACCAAUUACGAAAAUGGCUCUUCAACAUAUCGUGUCAUGAUUUGGAGCUAUUUCUUUUGAGAGACCAUCUUUUCUUGAUCACAGAUCUUGUCAGUGAUUGGGGUUCUGGGCCACCAUCCGAUUACUUCACCUUCACGCCUUUUCAGUAUUUCCUGAAGGUGGACUUACAGAACUUCAAACUUUAUCUCAAUACAAACGAUUCCAACAUCGUGAACAAUCCAUCCGAUCUCGAUGACAACAACUUCCUCGUUGUCUUUGGUCAGCACUUACGAGCCAAGUUGACCAUACCUCUGGAUCGGUAUCGACCAUACCAAACUGAGAUACCCUUUGAUGUCAGCGCCGAGGAUGGAGGCCUAGACUUGUGCAUGCCGUCGAAAAGUACGCUCCAGACAUUUGUUCGCUCGAACAGGGUUGCCAAACUGGGCGCCCUCACAGUUACCGGAAGCCACAACUAUUUCACCGAAACAUCGACUGCAAAUACCGAUCGCCUGCAUCUCGACAUCCACGGGACAAAGCUUGCGUUGGACCUGUAUGGAUUCUUGAUUCGCCAUUUCAUGAAGAUUAAAGACAACUACUUCGGUGAAGACAUGCACUUCAAAACGCUGGAGGAGUAUCAAGGCCUGCCAACUCAAAGUCUCGCAGUAGAUGGAGUGGGUAGUGGGCAACAUUUCGGGAAGUCAAACGAUCUCGAUGUCAUACUCUGUGUGUCUGUAGACCAAGCGAGCGCCUUCGUUCCGGCCAAUCUAUAUUCGGCUGAGGAUAGCAUCAGAAUUGACCUGCCAUUCGUUGCCGCAGAUCUAAGGUUCACAAAUUAUUACAUGGACCUCAUGGUAAACUUCAGUCCUCUGAGCGUGUCUUUGGGUCUAUUGGGGAGCAGUCCAGGAACACGAGGGCAAUCUGCUGGCCCAACGGAAAUUUUUAUCGAAUCGGUCGAGAUAUAUGGGCACCGUCUCUUCGGGCUUCCUCCUACUGAACCUACCUACGUCUGCAAUUGGGAUUUCAACAUCGGAACCGUAUCCGGAGAAUGUACAGAGAUGUUCCUUGAAAAGGCAGCGGGGACUGCACGGUCCUUCGGUUUCACUUUCGACGACGAUGAAAAUGCGCUACCUUUGUCUCAGCCUCUGAUCAUCCACGACUCGACAUUUCUGCGCUUGCGAACGAGCGUCGUCCAUAUAUGGCUUCACGUCGCUACAGAGGUCUUGCUUCUUAGUACUGGGCCAAUUACUUUGGAUUUCAACGAUCUUGCCGGUCCAACUUUUUCGGAGCGUUUAAAGGUCCUCGUCCCUGACUUGACUGUUGCUUGCGUAGAUGCGAGAUCCGCGUCUAGGCACCGGACCAGGGCAGGAGAACGGAAUACCAUUCGAACGCAUGCUUAUAUUCAAACGACGUUGUCUUUACAGAUGCUACAACGAAAAAUGGACUUCACAGUUGAUAGGGAGGAACAGCAGUCUCAUAUGCAGGAGCAUGACCAGAGGACUAACCGGACACCUUUUUUUCUGAUAGACAAGAUGACUACGUCCACCUAUCAACCCUUAAAAUCUACGCCCCCUACGCAGCCACCGGCAAUGCCUUUUCCGUACCUACCUCAUCCAAUCUCGUUGCAAACUUCUCCGAAGCCCUCUGGUAGUUCCACGCCCACCCCUAGUAUGGCGCAUUCUAGCACUAGAUUUUCGUCACUUCGGCCGCAGGAUGCGAGGGGUAGACAGCUUCGACCAACUCCUCUGCGUUCAUCUUCGAAUGGCUCUAUAGCAGAAAGCAUACGAAAUGUACAGUACAGCAAAGAUCCUCCACACCGUGAAAGCUUCAGCCGAAGCCGAACGUUGGUUUCUCGGUCGGCCUCACGAAAUAACACUAGCAAGUAUACCUACGCUUUGACAACUGAGGAAGAGAGGGAAAGGCGAGGACUACCUCCAUCAUCGGUCGCACUUUCGAGUUCUCUCGCCGCUCCGUACUUCCCACUAGACCUCGUAGAACCAGAUCUCUCUGAUGUUCCUAUGCUGCCUGUGGCCUCUAAGGAUGUCUACGAAACCGAAGACGACAUGCUACUUUUCAAGGAUGCUUCCGCUAAGGCGUUCGAUGAGAGUUUUGUCCAUACCAGUUUUAUCAUAAGCGCCGAUCCCGGCAUACGAAUCCAUUGUACCCCACAAGCUAUCCGGUGUGCAGCGAACUUAGUCGACAUUAUCAGCCCACAGCAACCAGAGGAUAUACUCGAUGCUUUCCAAGUAGAUGUUGUCACAACUAUAUUGGACAUGCAAAAACGCCGACAAGGAAAGGGCAAGUCGACUGAGAUGAGCCUCCGCGUCCCUUUCACACACAUAAGGUUUGUUAACGAAUUUUCUAAGCAAUCGGGAGACGAAUCUGAGCUUGAAAAAGACCAAUACGAUGUUACAUUGGAUAAUUUGAACGUCGCCCUAAGGACGAAAGACUUCCCCGGUGAUCGUGCGGGUGAAAAUUCUCUGUCCUUACAUACAACUCUUGGCUCCGUCGCCAUCGCUAUUAAGGAAAGGUCUAUGGAACUUCCCGGCGACGAUGUGGCUAUACAAGCACGAGUGGACGAUUUACUCUUAUGGGUUAUGAAUGCUAAAACCUGCUCUGUAAACGUGUCAUUCAGGAACUUUGAAACGGGUGCUGCUAGCAAGAAGGUCGAAUACCUCGCAUCCCUGAUCCACCGAACCACAUUACUCGGCACAGAAUUGGUGGAGCGAUUUCAGACUAUGAGCCUGGAACAACUACUGCGUCUUCGAUUUCUUGCGUGGAGAUUGACAACCUCCCAUAAUCAGACUCCAGAUCCCGCAUUCUUGACGAGGCCGUCUUACGCCUUGCGUGUGGCGCGCGACCACAUCCGAAACCACGAUUCCUGGAAAAUCAUAUCACGGUUUCGCUUUAUUUGGGCGAGCUUACCAGAGCUUGAGAAGCAAAGACUCAAAAACUCCUGCCUAGCAAAGAUCACCACUUGCCCGAACGAUGCAGAAGCCAAGGUUAUAGAAAUGUGGGACCAAUGGCGUACCUGGGAUUUGAGUCACGUCAAGAAGAGCCUCGCGAUGCGAAAAAUCUAUGGGUCGUUCGCCGACAUCGAGAAGAUUUCGAGCAAGCCAAUUCCAAUUUCCCUCAAUAUCAGGUCCAUUGGCAUCAAGUUGGUAGUCGAUCCAGGGCCAAAGCAGAGUGAGGCGUCUAUACAUCAUGUUGCCCUUGCAUUGUCUAUGAGUCCUCCUCCUGAGCCUACCGGCCUGAUGCUCGUAGAGUCCGAGACAGCCGUCCAGUCGACUUCCCUUCAAAUCAACUCUAGGAAUACCGUGGUGCAAAUCAAAUGGGAAAUCUGCGACCUUGUUGACAGCCUCUUGAAGCUUUUUAUUAAGACUCCGUCAGUCGACCAGCCACCAGACUCGGCAAUAUCCGAACAGGGCAACAAGCUUGUCAAACAAACCCCUAGUGACAAGCUAAACGCGAAAGACCUUCACAUUGUCUACGCAACGGAUUAUGCAAAGAUCAGCCUCGAUGGCCUCAAUUUAAGAAGCGUUUCAAUGGGUCAAGGACUGAAACUAUCUGUUGCUACAUCUGAGAAAGAGCACGAGACGACUGUGAGCAUCUUGGUCCAUGCUCAGCUUGCAGCAACAGAGAUGCACACUCGACACCGCUUACUCUUGAUCUCGAGAUUAGAUCAGCCGAGUCUUUACCUCUCACGUUAUAAAGCCGAGAAAGGAAAACAUAUCGAGGAUAUGAAGGUUGUAGGAACGAGCCGGAUGAACACUAUUGAGGUCAAGGAAGACGCUCUUGGUUUCAUUGAGAUCUUCGAUCUGGUACUUCGCGAUGAAAUUGCAUAUCUCCAUCGCCAAGCCGCAACUUUCAAGAAACCCGGAGACUUAAAACCUCUAGCAGUCGAGAAAUCCAAUGCUGAUCUGCCCAACAUUACUAUGGCCCUAAUGAUGGAUUCUUAUCUGAUUCAGGUUGCCCUUCUCCAAAACCUCACGUGGUCAAUCUCUGGAGGCUUCGGUCGAAUAUCCGUUGAGCCACAAUUGGGCAAAGCCCAUUCUCUCAACAUGCACUUCGACUUGGACGUCCAUACGCAUAAGAUGUACAACAGCACGUCUGAGGGAUCUAAUGUCAUUGCGGCCUUAGACCUACCACCUGUCAACGGAACUCUCAGCUUGACCCAAACCAACAAUCAGACCGUGAUCAAGGCCUCUACAAUAAUCGACUCGAUUACGUUUCAGGCCUCCGAGAUCAAUGGCCUCGUCACGACGAUCAAUAAGCCCGAAAUAUCCAACGUCGUCCACGCUGCCCGAGAUGACCUGGAGAUACUCAAAACACACUUCCGUGAGAUUUUCCCACCAGCCGAUGAGCCGCUUGCCCCUAGCAAAAUCCAAUCAUCAACCAAAAGUCUUGUCUUUGGGGUCGACUUCACUCUCAACGGUCUAAAUAUUCUUGCUAGCGCUCCCGGAAAACUUCCGAGCUCAGCAAACGCGACGCUAGCGCUGAAGUUAGCGUCGAUUCAGCUAAAGGCGACGAACAUAUCCCUCGAAGAUAACGCGAUUCUGUCAUUACCAGAGAUCACAGCACAACUAUCGAAAGUAAGUGUUGAAAUGACUAUUCUUGAGGACGGAACCAUGCGCCACUGUGGCAAUAUCGCUUUAGGUGCAUCUUUCCAUGCUACUUCCCAACUUGGCCAGCAUAGUACCAGACGAGUCUAUCGCGUAGAAGUGCCGGGACUGGAAGUCAAUCUGUUCGCUGAUACUGCAUCCGCUGUGGUGGACGUUCUGAAUCAUCUUCAAGACAAGAUCAAGGAUCUGGACCUCUCCAAGGAGAGGAAGUACCUGAGAAGACUUCGUCACACAAAAAGUCGAGGUCUAAGGAAAGAGUCAAGCGAUCAGGGCAAGGAAAAUGACGACGGCGACGGUAGCCCUGACGCCCUAUUCACCUCCACAUAUUCAUUGGACUUGCGGUGCAUACAGAUCACCUGGGUAAUGGGCGCCUCUGUCCCAUUAUACUCGAUCUCGGAGCCAGAAGAUCUCGUUCUCUCAUUCCGAAGGAUCAACCUUUCCACGCGGAAGGACGAUGCGGCACGCCUCAUGAUUGAGGAUUUGCAAUUGCAGAUGAUUCCCGUCUCAGGCGAUAAGCAGCAACGAUCCCUGAACUCAGCCCUCCUCCCGGAAGUAGUCUUCAAUGUUUCUUACAGCUCGACAAAUGAAGUCCGCAAGCUAGCUUUCCAAGCCGCCGGUAAGUCCUUAGACCUCCGCCUGGAGUCCCACUUUGCGAUUCCCGCAAGCAUGCUUCAUCGAUCGAUGUCCCUUGCAGGACAGAAGUUCCGUGCGGCAUCCGCGACUUGGAAAACCACACCGACAUCUAGUGGGACACAAAGAUCUAGUCCAUUCGGGAACAAAAAAUUGUCUUCUUUGCUAGUUGAUGCCGACUUCGCUGGUGCCGUUGUCCACUUGUCCGGCGAGAGGGAUCAAGAGACAAACACGCGGCUGCCACAGAAAGGAAGAUACAGCCAGUUUGUCAGCGAUGGGACUUCGAACAAGGUGUCUCUUCGGGCACCUGGAGUUGCCUUGAAAGUCCAAUAUAAGGAUGACGGGCAUGAACCCGCACUCAACGCCGAGCUGAAGGUCGACGCUUCCAGCAACACACUUUUCCCAACACUGGUUCCCUUGGUCAUGGACAUCUCUAACAGCAUCAAAGAGGUAGUGCGAAACGAUGACUCUGAAAGUUCGCCGCAAAGUCCGCAGCCGAAGCCUCCUGGAAAAUUGAUGGAUGAAGACAAUCUAAUUACAGCGGAUCCCAGCGCCAUCUUAGGGAAGACCAAACUCAACCUCGGCGUGCGCAUUUGUAAACAGGAGUUCAGUCUAAGUUGUCAGCCUAUCGCCAGGGUAGCUGCUACAGCCCGUUUAGACGAUCUCUAUGUCACAGUCAACAGCGUUAAAUCAAGCGAACAGGGUCAUUUCUUUGCCGUUUCCGCUGCAAUUGAGAAGCUGCAAGUCGCUGUCCAGCAUGUUUAUUCCAGAGAGUCCACCUUCGCCUUCGAUGUUGACUCUAUUGUGCUCUCGUUGAUGAACAGCAAGCACCUUAGCGGUACUAGUGGUAUCUCCGCCAUUCUUAAGAUCAAUCCCAUGCGAACACAGAUCAACGCUCGUCAAUUGCAAGACUUCCUAUUAUUCAGGGAGAUUUGGAUUCCACUGGAAAUAAGGAAGGCUUCGAAGCAAACUCAAACCAAUGCCACCACCGAGCCUCAAGAAUAUCUCGUGCAACGCUACCAGAAGGUUGCUGCUACUGCUGCAUUUCCUUGGAAUGCAAACGUUGCCAUAGCAGAAGUCUCCAUUAAUCUUGAUCUUGGUCAGUCGAUCGGCAAGACUUCGCUAAAGGUGACGAACCUUUGGGCUUCUUCAAAAAAGAAUUCCGACUGGGAACAGAAUCUCUGCAUCGGUGUGGAGCGCGUCGGCCUCGAAAGCCAGGGCCGGACGAGCGGCUUCAUUGAAAUUUCCGAAGUCCAAGUAAGGACCUCGAUCAGUUGGCCUUCUCGAACGAUACAUAUUCGGCAGACUCCCCUUAUUCAAGCAUCGCUCGGCUUUCAACGACUCCGACUCAAAGCUGGAUUCGAUUACCAAGCGUUUGCUAUCGCAGAUAUCGCUAAUUUUGAUUUCCUAAUGUACAAUGUGCGAGAGCAAGUCGAAGGCGCGCCCGAUCGUUUGGUGGCCAUUCUCGAUGGCGAUAAGGUCCAAGUGUUCUGCACAGCGACAAGUGCAGCUCAAGGCCUCGCCCUAUAUCAAGCUAUCGAACGCCUGGUGCUAGAGAACCAGCAGGCAUACGCCCAAUCUCUCCGAGACAUAGAGAAAUUUCUGCGUCGCAAGUCGUCUGUAAUACCGACGCGCUCGUCUUUUCAAAUCCUCAACUCUGCCAAAGCUGCGACGGAUACGUUAAAAGCACCUAUCUCGCUUCAUACGGACGUUGUUCUCACCUUGCGAUCCGUCAAUCUGGGCAUUUUCCCGUCCACAUUCACGGACAAUCAGAUCUUCAUGCUCGAGGUGUCAGAUGCACAGGCUCGCUUCGCUGCCGCACUUGAGAAGGGCAGAGUCCACUCUGGGCUCGGAAUGACACUGGGCAAACUUUCUGUUGCUCUAGCCGCUGUAGCCCAGUCCAAGAAGGCGAAGACAGUGAGCGAGCUCUCCGUCGAAGACGUCGUCGGCAGCGCGAUGGCGGCCCGAGGCGGCACCAUCUUGCGAGUGCCGAAAGUUGUUGCAACCAUGCAGACAUGGCAGAGCCCGGAGUCCAACCAUAUCGACUACAUCUUCAAGAGCUCGCUCGAGGGCAAGGUCGACGUUGGCUGGAACUAUAACCGCAUCUCGUUCAUCCGGACCAUGUGGUCCAACCACUCCCGCUCGCUGGCUUCUCGUCUCGGCAAGCCGCUACCAGAAUCCGCACUCAAGAUCACAACACCGGAAAAGCCGGACACUGGUGCCGCGGGUCAAGCGGGCGCAGGCGACGCAGAUGGGAAUGCCAUCGCAGAACGAGAGAAGAUCACCGCGGUUGUGAAUGUGCCGCAGAGCAGAUACGAGUACACAGCGUUGGAGCCACCGAUUAUCGAAACACCGCAGCUGAGGGACAUGGGCGAGGCGACGCCGCCGCUGGAGUGGAUCGGGUUGCAUCGGGAUCGUCUGCCAAAUGUGACGCAUCAGAUUGUCAUUGUGACGCUCUUGGAGGUGGCGAAGGAGGUGGAGGAUGCAUAUGGAAGGAUUCUGGGGAAUUCGUAGUGUGUGUUGAUUUCAGAUACCCCUUCAGUGCUUUAGGAGUAAGGGCUUAUGGGUUUGGCCCGCCAUGGGACGGUUAGCAUUAGCAAGCGCUUUUAGCAUUGUAGGUUGUACAAAAGCUCUUUUGUUGUAGUUUCUAGUUCUGUAAAUUUCUUGUAAGAAUGGACGCCGUCAAGGUCUAUUCAAUGCACUUCCAUAAUCGCAUACACGUCUUUUUCCGCUGGCGGUGGUGCCGGCCAACUUGCGAGAAGCUCAGACAUCAGCGAUAAUAUGUAUACAGACUAGACAUUUGCCCGUUUAUUCCAGAUCUCUCAGGGACACGUGG
Messenger RNA from Mytilinidion resinicola, 10117 nucleotides. RefSeq lists its product as uncharacterized. Lineage: Eukaryota; Fungi; Ascomycota; Dothideomycetes; Mytilinidiales; Mytilinidiaceae. Gene Ontology annotation, biological process: fermentation. The record is from RefSeq and is a predicted model, not a curated record. Bases 43 to 9795 code for a protein of 3250 amino acids. Gene Ontology annotation, cellular component: membrane. The transcript is spliced from 2 exons.